AAGAUCAUACAGCGAAUGAACACACGAGCAACAAGUCAUUUUAUACUUUGUUGUGUCUUCGCUCGCGUCGCAUAAACACAAGGCAAUUCAUUGUUUAUUAAAGUUAGCUGGAUUGUUUUGAACAAUGGAAUCUACUAUCACAAAAGUUGCUGCUGGGGCAUCGCUCGUGACUUUUUUGGCGAUUUCCUACAAGAAAUGGCAACAAAAUCAAAUUCCAAGAAGAUGGAUUCAAGUCGGAGAAAUCUCAGAUUUGUACUUUUUUCCUAUCAAAUCAUGCGGAAAGCUUUCAACACGAGAGGUUGAAUGCACAAAAAUGGGAAUUAAGCAACAAUUUCUAUGGGAUCGCUCUUUUAUGGUUAUUCAAGAGUCGACAAAUCGUUUUGUAACUGCACGUCAAUUCCCGGCUUUGGUAAAAUUGAUGCCAAAAAUCAAAAAUGAGUCGAUUUUGACACUUUCGGCACCAAAUAUGGAAGAAAUUGAAGUCGAUAUUGCGAAAGUUGUUGCGAAAAAUGAAGUUGUAAAGCCGGGAACGUGGGAAAAUGUGCCCAUGGAGACACUUGAUUGCGGAGAUGAUGUCGCUAAAUGGCUUUCAAUGUACAUUUUGAAGGAAGAAAAGGGAUUGCGGCUCGUUUUUUAUCCAUUAGAUUAUCCAACUAAACCCGUUUACGAAAGAAGCAAAAAUUUCCCCUUGGCUACUUCAGAACACACAGGAGCUUUACACGACGAGACAAGUUUCAUGAUGAUCAACGAAGCAUCGGUCGAGGAUUUGAAUAAAAAAGUUGAUUUUACUGUAACUCCAUUAACUUUUCGCCCGAAUCUCGUACUAAAAGGACCAAAUGCCUUCGACGAAGACAAUUUCAAAUGGGUUAAAAUUGGAGACGAAAUUAUUAUGAGAGUCACUCAGCAAUGUUUGCGAUGCGCUUUUACGGUAAUUGAUCCAGAAACAGGCGAGAGACGAAGCGAUGGACAACCGUUGAAAGCUUUGAAGGAAUAUCGUCAAUUUCCGGAGUACGGAACGUCGCCAGUUAUGGGAAUUCAUCUUGGAUUGAUCAAUGGCGGAGGAAAAAUUCGAGUUGGAGAUCCUGUUUUCGUUCAAGGAUAGAAAUUUUUAGUGUUUUUGGUAUGAAAAAGCCUCGAAUAGGAAAAAAAUUGCACGAAAAAUGAAGUUUUGAACAAUUUGUCAGUAACAAACGCUUGACAAACAUUUUGAAUUUUCUCUUUACCUCAAAU
Messenger RNA from Culicoides brevitarsis, 1230 nucleotides. RefSeq names its product mitochondrial amidoxime-reducing component 1-like. The record is from RefSeq and is a predicted model, not a curated record. Bases 125 to 1102 code for a protein of 325 amino acids. NCBI's taxonomy places the organism in Eukaryota, Metazoa, Arthropoda, Insecta, Diptera, Ceratopogonidae. The transcript has 4 exons. Gene Ontology annotation, molecular function: pyridoxal phosphate binding; molybdenum ion binding; catalytic activity.